UAAAGUUAAUCAGGAAAUUCAUCAAGUAACACAAAGGUCAAUGGCUUUUGUACAUGAAUCUUUGCAUCUUCUAUUGUUUUUCUUAUCCCUCUCAACAUGUUGUUUGCCAUCAUCAAUUAGCAACACUUAUAAAACUACAACACUAGCUCCUUCAACUUCCAAACCUCAUAAAUUGGUUUCAAAACUCAUUCAUUAUAAUUCUAUUCACCAUCCACGCUACAAUCCAAACGAAACAGCCAAAGACCAAAUGAAACUUGACAUCAAACACUCGAUUACGCGUUUAACCUACUUGAAAGCAAGGAUCGAAGGUUCGUUAGUCUCUAAUAAUGAUUAUAGAUCUUCUCUUUCCCCGUCAUUAACCGGUAGAACCAUACUAGCCAAUCUUUCAAUAGGCCAACCUCCCGUCCCACAAUUACUCAUCAUGGACACCGCGAGUUAUAUCUUUUGGACAAUGUGCACCCCUUGCACAAGUUGUAUCCAAUAUCCAGGUCAAAUUUUCGAUCCUUCAAAGUCUUCGACCUAUUCUCCAUCAUGCAGAGAACCAUGUUACUUUGACAACUGCAAAUGCAACCUCACCAAUCAGAGGACAUAUAGCAUCCGUUACGCGGACAAAUCCUUCUCAUCAGGAACAGUUGGCAGUGACGUAAUAGUCUUUGAGACGGGUGACGAAGGUAUCACCCGUGUAAACAAGAUAGAUUUCGGGUGUGCUCAUAACGUUAUAUAUAAUUCGGAUCAAGGGUACAAUGGAGUAUUAGGGUUAGGAUUAAACAGUGGACGUUUGUCUUUGGCCGCACAAAUAGGUAAAAAAUUCUCUUACUGUAUCGGUACCUUAGCCGACAAGUAUUAUAAUUACAACCAAUUAAUAUUAGGUGAAGGAGCAAAUCUUGAAGGUUAUACCACACAUUUCGAAGUGCAUUAUGGAUUAAACUAUGUAACCAUGGAAGGCAUAAGUGUAGGAGAAAAGAGUCUUGACAUAGAUCCUAGUAUUUUUGAGAUCAAGAAGAAUGGCACAGGUGGAGUUAUCAUUGACACAGGUAGUACAUUCUCCUAUUUUGUUGAUGAUGUGUAUAAAUUACUAUAUAACGAGAUUCAAAACCUAUUUCAAGGGUCUCUUCAACAAGCUAGAGUUCCAAAAUUUCCAUGGAUGCUUUGUUACUUUGGGAGUAUAAGUAGGGACCUGAUAGGAUUUCCAGUGGUUACAUUCCAAUUUGCUGGAGGAGCAGAUUUAGUGUUAGACUCAUUAAGCUUUUUUCAACAAAUGGGGGAUCAUGUGUUUUGUAUGACUAUAAGUCCAAUUAGUGAGAUUGGCAUUGAUGUUUCAGUUAUUGGGUUAUUUGCUCAACAGAGUUACAAUGUGGGUUAUGACCAAGGUAAUGGCCUUAUUUACUUCCAAAGAAUUGAUUGUGAACUUCUUAGUAGUUGA
Messenger RNA from Trifolium pratense (red clover), 1423 nucleotides. Its product is annotated as aspartic proteinase CDR1-like. Bases 41 to 1423 code for a protein of 460 amino acids. The transcript has a single exon. Gene Ontology annotation, cellular component: extracellular region. The record is from RefSeq and is a predicted model, not a curated record. Lineage: Eukaryota; Viridiplantae; Streptophyta; Magnoliopsida; Fabales; Fabaceae.